GUACAGGUGCCCAGGCAGGUCAGGACUUCGAGCUGCAGCAGCCCCGGGACAAGGUGUGGGUGGCAGCGGGAGAGACGCUCACCCUGACCUGCACAGUGUCCGCUGACAGGCCCAUCGGCCCCGUGAAGUGGCUGAAGGGCUGGGGCAGUGGGAACGAGACCGUUUAUGACCAGAGGGGCACCUUCCCCCGCGUGACGAGGGCAGCGGACGGGUCCAACACAGACUUCAGCAUCCGCAUCAGGGAUGUCGGACCCGAGGAUGCCGGCACCUAUUACUGCGUGAAGUUCAACAAAUCGCUGAGCGGUGAUGAGGUGUUUCGGCGUGGAAAGGGCACGGAGGUGUUCCUGCAUGAGACUUCCCUGGUUCCCAGCAUGGUGGCUGCAGCUGUAGUGCUCUGCUUCCUCCUCUUCCUCACCCUCUUCAUCACCCUUUGCGUGUACAGGAGGAAGCGCAGGGGCGAGGCGGAGAGCCAGUGCCUGGCUGGGCUGGGGGCCAUGAGCAGCUUCUCGCCCAUCCCUCUGUGCUGUGCAGGGACCCCCGGCACCCCCAGCGUGGGUGUCGUGUGUGGCCACGUGCUGCAGAGCCCGGCUAGAGUUUGGGAGGGGAAUUGA
Messenger RNA from Tauraco erythrolophus (red-crested turaco), 611 nucleotides. The record is from RefSeq and is a predicted model, not a curated record. Lineage: Eukaryota; Metazoa; Chordata; Aves; Musophagiformes; Musophagidae.